Moesziomyces aphidis is the source of this 765-nucleotide messenger RNA. The record is from the annotation of a GenBank genome assembly. Lineage: Eukaryota; Fungi; Basidiomycota; Ustilaginomycetes; Ustilaginales; Ustilaginaceae.
AUGAAGAGUUCGACCAGCCGUGCAAGCAGCUCCGACCAGGCGCUGAAGCGCUCCGCUACGACGUCCAUCGCGACCUCGCGUUCCAGCGGCAAGAAGGCGAGACUGGACGCCGCCUCCGCUGAGCGUAGUUCUGAUAAGUCCAAGCUGGAUAGCACCAUUUCGGAUUCGAUUGGGACGGGGACAUUGAAGCAGUUGAAACGCUCUUUACGCGCACUCAUUGUUGCGCUGCAGGCGGUCGAGUGCGAGCGGGUGGUGCUGGAUCGGAUGUGGUACAAGAAUGCGUCGCAGUUCCAAUCCGCCCUCUGGUGGCGUCACGCCAACUCGCUACGACGUUGCCUACGCUCCCUUGACACCGCUCGCGCACUCACCGCAAGGAUAGCGUUGGUUUAUGCAGAGCUGUGUGGAGCGGAACAACCGGGUUCGAAUCAGGGCUGGCCAGUGUUGCCGCGCGAAGCCAAAUCAACACCACAAAGCCUCGAUGCCGUCCUCAAGUCAGCGCAGACAAAGCAGAGACUCAAGCAGGCCGAGGGAGAGUUGCAAGAGUUAAAGGCGGUGAUAGAGGUGGUGCGCAAAAGAGCCGAGAAGGGCGGAAAAGUGUUGAUGGUCCAUCUCAAUACCCCGCCUGCCCCGACAUUUGCGCCGCUCGUCACGGCGCUGAUCGCGAUAUGUGCCGCCGUGCACCAUCCAACAGCCGCGCUUGAGGGGGAAGAGUCCGCGCUAGACGAACUCAGGAACACCCUGGCACAGCUCCGCACAUCCGUCUAG